Messenger RNA from Plectropomus leopardus (leopard coralgrouper), 1462 nucleotides. Its product is annotated as blue-sensitive opsin-like. Gene Ontology annotation, cellular component: membrane. The record is from RefSeq and is a predicted model, not a curated record. Lineage: Eukaryota; Metazoa; Chordata; Actinopteri; Perciformes; Serranidae. Gene Ontology annotation, biological process: visual perception; phototransduction; G protein-coupled receptor signaling pathway. Gene Ontology annotation, molecular function: G protein-coupled receptor activity.
CUCUGAUUUUCCGCAUUUACGUUCAGGGCAAAAUGAAGCACGGUCGUGUUACGGAGCUUCCGGAGGACUUCUGGAUCCCCAUACCUCUGGAUACAGACAACAUCACAGCUUUCAGCCCCUUCCUGAUCCCCCAGGACCAUCUAGCAAGCUCAGCCACCUACUAUGGAAUGGCAGCAUACAUGCUUUUUUUAUUCACUGCGGGCACCUCCAUCAAUGCGCUUACAGUUGCCUGCACCAUGCAAAACAAAAAGCUCCGGUCCCACCUCAACUACAUCCUGGUGAACUUGGCUGUUGCAAACCUUCUUGUGGCCUGUGUCGGAACCUUUAUGGCCGGCUGCGCCUUUGCAUCCAGAUAUUUCAUCUUCGGACCACUAGCAUGCAAGAUUGAAGGUUUUGUGGCAACACUUGGUGGGAUGGUAAGCCUGUGGUCUCUUGCUGUGAUAGCUUUUGAAAGAUGGUUGGUCAUCUGUAAGCCACUUGGGAACUUUAUUUUCAAGCCCGACCAUGCCAUAGCUUGCUGUGCAUUCACCUGGGUGUUCGCACUAAUUGCCUCAGUUCCCCCACUGUUCGGAUGGAGCAGGUAUAUCCCAGAAGGCAUGCAGUGCUCCUGUGGUCCUGACUGGUACACCACCGACAACAAAUAUAACAAUGAGUCCUAUGUGAUGUUUCUCUUCUGCUUCUGCUUUGCUGUUCCCCUCGCCACCAUUGUCUUCUGCUAUACCCAGCUCCUCAUCACACUGAAAAUGGCAGCAAAGGCCCAAGCCGAAUCUGCCUCCACCCAGAAGGCAGAGCGUGAAGUGACCAGGAUGGUGGUUGUCAUGGUGCUGGGCUUUCUGGUGUGCUGGAUGCCUUACACUACCUUUGCUCUUUGGGUCGUCAACAACCGCGGGCAGCCUUUUGACCUGAGAUAUGCUUCUAUACCUUCUGUCUUUUCCAAGUCCUCUACAGUGUACAACCCAAUCAUCUAUGUUGUCCUCAACAAACAGUUCCGCUCUUGCAUGAUGAAAAUGCUGGGGAUGGGUAGUGGAGAGGAUGAUGAAUCAUCGUCAACGUCAGUGACCGAAGUCUCCAAAGUUGGGCCUGCUUAGACUGAACAUCAAGACUGUUGACUUCUCUGCCACCUACUCCUGUGAAUUGUAAAUAACAGUAAAUGUACGUGUGUUUUGUCAUAUGAAAAAAUCAGUGCGUUCUCAUUCCCAGGGCGUCAAACACGGCAGCAUUACCGAUGACCGUUUGCAUAUGAUUCCGACACAUAAGGCACCCUUAAGCAUCUGCACAGAAUGUAUCAGGCUAUCAGCAAACUGCAGACAAAACCUAUCCGCUACAAUGACGGAGUAUGAAGAGCAAAAAAAGUUCCCUUAGGGAAGGGAGAGGAGAGAAAGAAAGAGAAGGUGGAUAGGUCAAACAAAUAUAAUACUUUCACCCUGAAAACAACCCUUCGUGUGUUGUGUAAAACCAAAGU